Molecule: messenger RNA, 410 nt
Organism: Drosophila rhopaloa
Lineage: Eukaryota; Metazoa; Arthropoda; Insecta; Diptera; Drosophilidae
Product: larval cuticle protein 1
Exons: 2
Coding region: 24-410 (128 amino acids)
Cellular component (GO): chitin-based extracellular matrix
Molecular function (GO): structural constituent of chitin-based larval cuticle
Source: RefSeq, a predicted model, not a curated record
UCGACCAGACAGAAACAGCCAAAAUGUUCAAGUUUGUGAUGAUCUGCGCAGUUUUGGGGCUGGCGGUGGCCAAUCCCCCAGCGCCCCAUUCCGUGGGACGUUCCGAGGAUGUCCACGCCGAAGUUGUCUCGCGCUCCGACGAUGUCCGCGCCGAUGGAUUUGAUUCCAGUCUGCACACCUCCAACGGAAUCGAGCAGUCCGCCAGCGGAGAUAUCCAUGGCAACAUCCACGGCAACUUCGCAUGGAUCUCCCCCGAGGGCGAGCACGUGGACAUCAAGUACGUGGCCGAUGAGAACGGCUACCAGCCCUCGGGCGCCUGGAUCCCCACCCCUCCCCCAAUCCCAGAGGCCAUCGCCCGCGCCGUCGCCUGGCUGGAGUCCCACCCCCCAGCACCCGAGCACCACCACUAG